Molecule: messenger RNA, 2457 nt
Organism: Trametes versicolor FP-101664 SS1
Lineage: Eukaryota; Fungi; Basidiomycota; Agaricomycetes; Polyporales; Polyporaceae
Exons: 15
Coding region: 1-2457 (818 amino acids)
Biological process (GO): cell surface receptor signaling pathway
Source: RefSeq, a predicted model, not a curated record
AUGUCGCACAUAGAGUCCCUGCUCAUACCCCUACGAGCAGCAAAAGACGCAUCAGCCGUGAUACCCGUCCCAGGGCUGAGCCUUGCGCUCGAGCUCGCUUGUAGCAUCGCCCAAAAGGCUAAGGAUAUUGGAGACUCGCACGAUGCUUGCAGGUCGCUCGCUGAACGAGCGGCGUCCUUCUCGCUGGGGAUCUACAACCAAUUGAAGGAGGGUGUUACCGACUCCCACCCGGUUGCGACAAAAGAACAUGUCGACCUACUACUCCGGACACUGCGCAAUAUCGAGGGCGUCAUGGAACGCCGGCACAAGAUGCGUGCUCUCAGGUUCCUACUAGGGUACACAAAAAUUGCAAAGGAGGUCGGAGAUCUCGCUACCCGACUCGACGAUGCCAACAAUAGAUUCAUGAUGCAGACAGGUAUCGACAUCAUGAAUAGCAUGGACACAUUGAUGAGCACGAACGGCCGAGUCCUGCAGCACGUCGAGGACUCCGCGCACGUAGGAGCUGUCCUCAUCAGUGAGACAAGAAGCAUCCGUGUUACCGUCUUAGAUUUAGCGCAGCGCCUCAGUAACAGUGCGACGUUCGACGGCAGGUUCCGACUCUUCGCCGAAGAAAACCUCGACCUUAUAGAGCCCAUCCACGAUGUAGUUCCGCGGCAAGAAGACGGACAAGCUCACAACUUUCGCAUAGCCUCGCCAGUUGAGCCGUCGGGACGCGUCAUCCGUUACCGUGCAAUCGUGAGGGCGGCUGGCGACCUAUCGGGCUCGCAGGUCAUCGUUCAUACGUACCUCGAGACCGACCGCUUCGUGGAGGCGAUCAAAUCCGGCAAGCUGACUUUCCAUCCGUACAUCUUGAGGAUAUUGGGUUACUCCCGUAUUGGUGGCCCAGGCGAACCUUCGUACAUUGUGACCGAAGACUAUCACUGUCCGUACGAGGAUUAUAUCCGUCCCCUCCAUGGAGUAAGCAAGCUUCGUGCAUAUCUGCAACUGGCGGCGGAGAUGUGUAUGGCGGUCGACUACCUUGAAACGAUGGGGCCGCGUCAUCUACUGGCUCAAAGCGAGUACUGGACUUACGGCGUACAAUACGGUUUUGAGUGGGGCGAACUCGUAUUCGAUCACCGCUAUGGAGGCCGCGUGAAAUGGGCUCGGAAUUAUCUCAUGCUGAAGCCAGCGAACAAUCGUGAAGCGUUCAUUCCCGCUACGUAUGCGAAGAGGAUGCGCGUACUAGACGUUCUUCGUUCCGUUGCCAAAGCGAGCGCAGGCGCUGUCGUGCACUGUUGGCUAUCUCAAGUUUUACUCGACCUCACGGUGAAUAUUGUUCAUAUGCCUGGGCGCAUGUCAUGGCAAUGUUGGCAAGAAGCCCGGGAUCUGCCUCGGUAUACGCUCGGAGCGUGGGUGGGACGUAACGACCGCGGCGAAGAUUGGACCAUCGUGUCUACCCAAAAUAUGAAACUCGAAGUUGUCACAACCUUCCCGGAGAUACCGCAGGUGGUUCCCUGGCUCGGCCCAUCCCCGGAUACAUCGCAAGGAGAGCACUCUCUCGACCAGAAAAUGAGGAUGGUCAAACCCUUCAACGUUCCCGAAUCGGACCGCGGCGAGAUGUGCGUCGACGUGGAGUUGGGCACGGCUGGGACGAAGUGGAAGAGGUACCAGUUUUCCUGUAUUCCCGUGGGCACGACAUUUCUCUUUGUGCAAGUCGACCACAUCAUGGGCCAUGGCGACGCCGUUUCGAAAAUAGUAGGUUCGGCGCCGGAUCUAUCUACUGUAGGAUUCAAGAGCAUUGGUUUAGCUACGGAGGUCGUAGAAUACAUGGAGACGGCCGCCACGGGAAUUGGCGUUGGGGCCGCACAGCAGGCGCCCCCGCCGCUUUGGUUCUUCCUGUUACAAUACGACGGCAGCAACCAGGAUGUGACUCGCGACCCCAAAUUUCCACGAGGAUUCUGGUCAUCGGAGAGGCAACCCACCUCCAUCCCGGAGGACAUCAUCUUCGACACGACACGAAGGUUCGAACACAUCCGGAAGAACACCAGUGCGCGGCUUUCAAUCUGGAAACAAACAAUUGGCGACCUUGCUUUCACGACCCAGACAAAGUCGUACACAAGGAUCCUAGGGCCCGGGGAGGACGAACUAAUGGCUCUCAAGGAGCUUCGAAAGCAGCAUGGCUACUAUUCUACCGGUAGCCCCUACGCUGGCGACUCGCAUGACGCGGAUGCGGAGCGCUUCUCCGUGCACGACGGCGACGAGUCGGAUGACACUGACAGUGAACACGACGAGUACUUUGACGCCAGCGACGGUGACUCGGACGAUGAGCCCGAACAGUACUUCGACGCAAGCGAAGGCGACGAAGACCCGGUCGUGGUACGAUAUUCUGAAUCCACUCACGGAGCCCAGGACGGCGCAAAGGGAUUGGAUUUCGAUGACGCGGAAGAUUCGGGAUACUACAGCGCAGAAGAAAACUAA